AUGAAGAAAAAUGAAGUCGGGGCAACUCUCGAGGAUGUCCGUAAGGCUCUACUGUCGAAGGAUUUUGGAUCCGCUGGAGACAUAUGGAGUGGUGGAGAAACCGAGUUGCUCCCCGUCGCACCUGGUCUUUGCGUAGCCGGUGUCGGCAAAAUUCCGUUGCCUCUCACAACGACGACUGUAGAUGAGUUAAAGAGCGUAUGUCUUCCUAUAACUGGUGGUAUUCGUGCCAACAAGAUGGAAGGAGCUAAAAACGCUGUGCGAGAAGUCAAUGCUGACCAAGUAACUUUGGAGAAUCCAUUGUGGGAUAAUGCCAUGCAUCAGCUCACUAGAAAGGUUGCGAGUGAUCUAGGUGCCAAUGCAAGCUUUGUAUCUGCAAGAUUGGAGAAGCUAGUUUUGUACGAACCGGGUGAUUGCACCCACCAAAAUCAACAUUCAGAAUUGGAAGCUGGGAGCUUUGCAUCACUGAUGGUUCAGCUUCCCAGCGAUUACGUCGGUGGCUCGAUUCUUGUUUCACACAAUGGCCGGGAGAAAGAGUUUACAAUGGACUCGACAAAUCAAGCACCCAAUCAGUGUCAUUUCGUUGCACAUUACUCAGAUUGUGACAAGGAAGUCCUUCGCAUCGAAUCUGGCUAUCGGCUUGCCUUGAUCUAUUCUCUUCGGUAUUCUGGCAAGGAAACUUCAGAGCCAAGUGCAAAAGACAUCAAAGAAGGUGUUUUCAUUUCACUUCUUAGGAAGUUGCGCAAACCUGAAUCUCUCUUUGCUGUCCCAUUGGACCAGAAAUAUGACAAUUCUUCUUUUGAGCGCCUUGCCACAGGUGCACUUCAAGGGUCCGAUCGAGCUCUAUCAGAUAGAAUAUUGCGGGUAGAUGGUUGGGAAACGGCCAUCUGCAAACUAGAAAGAAUUGGUACAUAUCAUGGUGAAGAUGGCGAUCGUUGUUUCGAGUGGGAUCAAUAUGGUGCAGAAUAUGAGACGUCGCUCAAAGAGAUCAUUGACGACGACGAAGCUUACUAUUCGUAUCAUGAUUUGUUUGUUGAGCAGCUGAAGCUUGACUCUGUUGGUGAGGAUUGGGCGAUCUUGGCUACAGAUGAUGGCAUAGACAAGAUAUGGGAAGAAGUCGAUUCGACAGAACUUGAGUAUACUUCAAGAACAGAGGCUUCCAUGGAAACGACCUAUCAUGCCUACGUUCUAGUUGCGUUUUCUUUGAAUAAUCUAUUCGAACAAGUCUGUCGACAUGAUUUAGACAAUGCUAUCGAGCUGAUCGAGGACGAUCCCUGUCUUCUGGACCGAGCCUUGGCAUACUUGGAAGGAGAAAAACCGACGCUUUCUCAGCGGCACUUACUGCCUUUCCACGAGUUGGUUCAACGUAAUCAUAGUGAAAACGGACGCUACUGGCCAGACAUCGAUGUCAUGUUUCGGCGACUUGACACCUCUGCAAUCCCGCCUGACGAGGUUGUCGAAUUCAUUUCCUCGUUAGUCAAAUCCCCUGGGAGGUGUGACAAGACUAAUGCCAUCUACGACUAUGUUGAUUCGCUUUGCAGCAUUGCAAAACACUCAGAUUCCUUGAAACUCUGGAAGUUGAAGAGGUCCCUAGUGUGGGAACAUCGACAAGUACCACAGCCGGAUGGCCAGCCAGCUCCAAAAAGGAUUCGCCCAGCUUCCGAAGUGAUCGUGAUUGAAUAG
Messenger RNA from Cylindrotheca closterium, 1680 nucleotides. NCBI's taxonomy places the organism in Eukaryota, Bacillariophyta, Bacillariophyceae, Bacillariales, Bacillariaceae. The record is from the annotation of a GenBank genome assembly.